AGCGAGAGAAACGUCAGCCUAGCGAUCCCGCAUAAACACAUGAAAUUCUUCUACUUGUACUCGUACAGCUGUAUAAAAAUCGAAGUUUUUAUCGGAUUUAUGGAUUCCGUCGUCGUCGUUGUAGUGAAUAAUCGGUCGUCCGGAUAGCGCCACACUAGAGUGUAUUACGAGGCAGUGUUUCUCUCGCAUUCGGUUCAAUCUGGUUGCUUUUGUAGAGGUAUUUAUGAAAAUUCAUUCAAGACCACUGUGCACGGCGCGGGCUUAUUUCGAUGUGUCGGGUCGCGGACAUCGCCGCGAGAGGCCAGCCGCACCAACAUACGCAUGUAUUUUAUUCGUCGUUUCGAUCUUGCCAUCAGCGGAGGUAGACCUAGCAGAGCAGUUCAGCAACCAACCAACCAAAUCAUCAACAGCAAGAAGUGAGUGAGUGCAAAAAUCUCGUAGUUUCUUCGAGGUUUGGAUUUGCCAUCCUUACAGGCAGCGAUAGAUAGACGACUAGCAGGAUCUUGUUGGUCAAUCCGAACAUUGUUGGUAUAGACAAAGUUUCGUGCGGUGAAACUUGGUGACCGCGAGUCGGGUCAGCUUUUGCAUAAUAUUUUUGCGAACCACUGGGACAAGAAGGGGUGAAAGGAAACACUUUCAGUUCGGUGCUCUCGCGGAUAGGUGAUAGUGAAGAUAGACGAUAGGUAUCUGUGCGGUGUGACACAAACGACUAAGUCCAAAGAAGUGCCAAGCAUAGUUUCGGUUGAAGCGUAAGGAAGUCUCAGAUCCAGAAAACAUCCCACACGUCGUCAACCAACGACGUUUGGAUUGGUCCGAGUUCUGAGGGUAUUCCAGAUGGAGUGAAAGAGACAACAGACGCAGGAGAUUUUUGCCUUUAGUUGGGUCCAGGUCGGUUGGCAGGAGGUCGUCGUCGUCGGUACAAGAUACCGCUUAUACGCGUCAAUCAGCGACGACAACAACAAGCCAGCCAGCCAGGCGAAAGGGACCUCCACAGGGGCCUAGAAGAGUGAGUGUGGAAUUGACAGCAUAGCAGUGCAGUGGAUUUUUUUUUAUUCACGGUCCCACCACACUAGGAAGCCCAACAAGAUUGCUGUAUCGAUUGGGUGCAGAAAAGUUGAAGGAAGAAAAAAAAUACGCAGGCAAAAAUUGAUAGCGCAGUGAUAAUGGAAGAAAAACAGUGACACCCAGAGACCAAGGCAGUGCAAGAAACCCAAGCAAAGCGGAGAGCGAAAACAGCGACAACAAGGAAAACGACACCACCAGAAAAGAACAGAGCAAGCAGGCAAGAAUAUGAUAAUGUGAUGAUAUAAGACAAGAAGUUCCAGUUUCGUUUUGGCAAAAUCGUUCGUUCUGCUUCUUCUGCGGUGCUCUGUGUGUGCGAGCGCGUCUAUUGGAUUGUGGCUGAUAAGAGAGAUGGACGAUUACAACAAUAUUGCUUCAACAAAAUAAGAUCGUGGUGGGCUGGAUUGCAGGAUCUGGCGGAACAACCUACGCGACCGAAAGCAAGAAGUCGUCGUCGUCCGUUUGUCGUUUCGGUAUAUUUCCAGCAAACCGGAAAAAGCAGCUGUGUUAUGAAACUUGUGCUUAAGGUGGAAACACUUCCUGCCGCCGGAGUUUAGAAGAAGGCAAAGGAGAAGAGGAAGCCGGGAAGAAGACUGUGCUGCGCGCGUGAGAAGCAUCCAAGAAGCAAGGAAGCAAGAAAUCACGUCCCAAAGAGUGCCCCGACCCCAAUUUUCCGCGGAAGGGGGUGUCAUAGUGUGAGUGCUUCGGUGUGUGUGUGUUUGUGCGGGGGAAAAGCUAAACAAGUGAUAUUUCCACCGGCUAGCAGUGCGACAUAUUUCUGUUACGAUUCCGGUAUUGUGUUGUUGAUUUUUUUCUGACGGUUCCUUGAAUGCAAGCGUUGGCGGUUACGUGUUUUUGUCCAGAGAGGGUUUUUUUUUUUGAUCUUGUGAGUUAUAAUACCGCUGCCAUCACAACCGGUACCACGGCGUUGGGCAAUCAAUUCUCGGAGUAAAGCUGGAGGACGUAAAUUAGGAAAUUGUUUCUACGGCUGACGGAGGAGCAGUUCAGCAGAGAGAGGGAAAGAGUAACAGUGUGCAGCACGGGGCAGGAUGGGGCGGAAAAAGAUACAGAUCUCACGGAUAACGGACGAGCGGAACCGACAGGUGACGUUCAACAAGCGCAAAUUCGGCGUCAUGAAGAAGGCGUACGAACUGUCGGUGCUGUGCGAUUGCGAGAUUGCCUUAAUCAUCUUCAGCAGCACCAACAAGUUGUACCAGUACGCUAGCACCGACAUGGACAAGGUCCUGCUGAAGUACACCGAGUAUAACGAGCCGCACGAAUCGCUGACGAACAAGAACAUUAUCGAGUUGCAGGUAAACGCACAGAAGGAGAACAAAAAUGGCACCAUGUCGCCCGAUUCGCCGGAACCGGAAGACAGCUAUACGCUCACGCCGCGCACCGAAGCCAAGUACAACAAGAUCGACGAAGACUUUCAGAUCAUGAUGCAACGGAACCAGCAGCUGUCGGCCAGCGGGCGGGUGAAUAUGGCCGGAAACAGUUACUCCCUGCCGGUUUCGGUGCCGGUCAUCGGGACCUACAACGAUUCCAGCAUGAUGCAGAGCAGCCCCCAGAUGGCACACAAUAGUAUUAGUCCGCGGCCUUCCAGCUCAGAAACCGACUCAGUGUAUCCCUCCGGCGGAAUCCUGGAGAUGUCCAACGGAUACCCGCACUCGGCGUCACCCCUCGGUGGAUCUCCCAGUCCCGGACCGAGUCCAGGUAUUGGCACGCACCAGCAUAACCACAAUAACAAUAACCAUAACAAAAUGCAACAUCAAACGAUCAAGCAAGGUUCCCCGGGGAGUUCGAAUGGGCGGUCAUCCAACCUUCGGGUAGUGAUACCAACGCCCAUGAACCCCACCAUCAACACCGACGAUCUUUCUUACGUGGAGCAGCACUCGCGGCAACAAUCGUCCAAUUUGAACACUCCGGUAGUGGCACUGCAAACGCCCAUCCCGGGCCUGUCGAACUACACCACCACGCUCGGUUCGUUCGGCGCGCAGGACUUCUCGAUCAAUUCCGACCUGAGCAUGAUUGCCUCGUGGGGUGCGGCAGCCAGCAAUGCCCACGCGCAAAAUGCCAUGAACUCCCUCGGACAGCACUCGAGAAUCUUUUUCAGCAGCGGCCUGCCGCAUCUGGCCGUACCGAAUAGUACACCUCCGCCGUCGACUUCGCCCCUGACGGUGAAGAUUAAGGCCGAACCGAUUUCGCCCCCACGGGAACACCAGUCCUCCUCGCAUCACCACCACCAUCACAGUAAUCUGAGUGGUUCCGGUGGAGGUGGAGGCGGCGGCGGUGGCCCUGGUGGAAGUGGUGGGGCAAACGGCCAACAGAACAACAAUCAGCUCACGGUGACGUCGAUGGCCCAGGUGGGAGGUCACAGUAAUUCCCAAUCGGUGGCGCUCGGUAGCAGUUUGAACCAUUCGCAUCUGAUACAUUCGAGGCCCUCGUCGACGGGGCACCUGACGCCGACGCCAGGUUCCCCUCUGUUCGCAGGCUCGGUUACACCCACCAACGCGCCCUCGCCGGUCGACAUCAGACACCUCGGCGGCGGUGGCCACCUGCCCGACUACGACUCCCCGGUCGGUGCCAGCAAUGCUCAUAAAAGACCCAGAAUAUCCGAAGGAUGGGCCACAUAGCCCUCGAAGGGCGGAGGCAGCGGCGGCGGUUCAUUAAUGUCCAACGGUAGUCAUCAUCAUCACCAUCAACAGCAACAACAGCAACAGCAGCAGUGUUCCUAUCUGGACGAUAACUCGAACCAGAUUCAGAUGAGUGGCAACGGAAGUGAGAAUGACUACAGUAGGAAGCUGCAGCAGCAACAACAGCAACAACAGCAACGAGUAUCCUCGUCGCAGCAUCUCCAUCCGUUCUACCACAGCGCGAGUGUCAAUAAUAAUAGCAACAGUAAUCAUAGCAGUGUCGGAGGUUAUCCGAGCCAAUCCACCUCGCCGUACAACAACAAUAAUAGCAACCACAGUAACAACAGCGGCGGACAUCACCAUUCGCCUUCGCCAGUCGGAGCAAUGGGCCAUAUGCAACAGCAACAGCAGCAGCAACAUUACUGAAGGACCUUUUCCAACCAUUGAGGAUUGUGAUUCUCGGUUACUGACCCCGAAGACUCACCACAAAGAGCAUAAGAUUCAUAUUCAGAAGAGAUUUCUUUUCGACAUUUUUUUUUGGUUUAGGCGGGAGUGUGUAGUUGUAAGUAUGCGCGUUUGUUUGUAUAUUGAAUGUACUGUUUGCGUAUGGCAUAGAAUGUAAGAGAAAGUGCUGCACCAGCCACAUCUUAACUUAUUGCAUAAAACGAGUUUCUUUUGGGUUAAGCACGUUUUGGGGGGUGGCUUUGUUUUCAAAUACUGUUAAAUAUUUUUGAAAAUUAAUUUCAGUUCCUGUUUCAGUGCUCUACUGAAGACACGAAAGGGUUAAAGUCUAAUUACCAUACUGCCCACACUCGUAUAACAGUCCCAUACGUAUAGCAAAUCCCAUAGAAUAUGAGAUUGUUAUAUAAAUGUGGGCAGCAUACAAAAUAAUUUGUUGUUUUUUUCAGAUUCAGUUAUGAAAUCCCAAACAAAUUUACCAAAAACUUUAAAUUGAAUUUGGUUAAGGUCUUAUCAGAAAACAAGUCUAACUCCAAUUCACUUAUCUUACAAUUGUACAUAGAGAGAGUCUCCCAAUCGGGAAGACAUGUUUUUUUUUCUUUUCAAAGUUAGUUUCUAGCAUAAUUGUGUAUCGUUUUAGAUUUCAUUUUUCAUUUGGAUAAGUGCAAUACUAUUGUUUUAAAGUUCACAGGACAGGAACUACUCAACCGAAAAGAACCAGCUUUCCCGUUGGUGAAACAAAAAGAUCAGUCAAUUUGUCGAUGUAGAACAGAAGUACUAGAUUGGCGACGAUGAGCGUACCAGAAUUACUACGCUAAAAUCUGAUAUAAAUAUAGCAUAAUUUGUAUUGAAUGGAAGAGUAAAAGCUAGAGGAAGUACUGAGGAAAGCUAGGGAAACCGCGAUUUCCCCUAAUGGAUGUGGUGUUUCACAACAGUAAGUGUUGCUGUGUUCUUUUUAGGUUAAAGAAAAACUCAGAAAAAUCCAAAACGGUAGUGUGCAAACUAGUGUCAUUCAAGGAUUACAUUUGUCUAUUACUUAUCUGUUUACAUGUGAGAUAUGUUUGAUGUACCAGAAUGUAAACCAAUACAAUUAAUACUAGGAAACACGUGCGUGUAUGAGUGUCGUAAGGAACAUUUGUGUGCGAGGAAAUCCUGCAGCAGACUCGAAAGCAGUUGAAGGUUCAAAACCUGUCCCGGAGCAAAAAUCUUGCACGUGUUAAUCGUUCAAACCUGUCACAAUAAUAUUACCGAUUCUAGUACGUCACUCGCGACCGUUGGGUGCCAAGAGAUAGUCAUUAUUUACAGUUACACAAUUCAGAGGAAAGAAUAAGAAGAGUCUCGCACUCGCCCUACCUAACCUGACUCUACUCUAGUGCAAAGAAGCCUUUCAAAGUGCGUCACAAUCAUUUCCCACUGGGAUAAAAACAUUAACAUGAGAAGAAAAACGGAUUUCACAAGAAUGAAGAUGAUACGUUGAGGUGUGUGACGUAAUAGAUUGCCAUCUAGCACGCUCGCCAAUCGUGUCAGCUAGAAAAAAAAAACAAGAAUCAAGAUGAUACUCAUAAGCUUAGAAGAAGAGAAAUAGUAUCUGGAUCGGAUCUGCGGCGCGUGGCAACGCGUUAUUUGAACAAAUCCACAUAUCAUUCGGAAAGAAGAGAUUUCCGUGUCCGGUGCGUUGCUACCUAUGUGUCGAAUAACGCAAAUCCGAUUGAACGUGUAGUUGUUUGCGAGAAUAAGCGCGAAAGAAUGAGAGAAUAGAGAGGAUCUGCGCGACUUUUAUUCGUUAGGUAAGAGGUUCAAAUUGAGCAGUGCAACAGCCCCAGAAUGGAAUCAACUCUCAACUAUAACAAACAAUUAAGAGAAACCUGAGAAAAAACUAGGUAAAACAUAGUUUGUGUGCCAUUAAUAGGAUUACGUACCAGAGAAAUAAAUCAUGUAUAUUUUUAAACACAGAAAGAGUCCAGUAACGGCAAAGUAUGGAAGCAUUAAUUUUAGACAAGAGUUUUCUUCCGUUUUCACCUACACGCCUCUUACAUGAUCUAGUACUGCAAUGCAAACUGCUGACGUCAAGUUAAUUUACAGUAGCAUCCAAGCUCGAGUACUUUGGAGAUAGAUUAUUAGAAUGCCUUCCGUUCAUUUAUUUUCUAGUGUUGUCACAUGAUUCGAUUCAAAUUCUAGUACUGCGUAGCAAGACCAAACCCACAGGAAGGAAACAACGUAAUAGAGCGUAGCGGAACUGAAAAAUCUAUUUAUUUCAGCCUACAAUUUUGAGUUUGUUACAGAUUUUGAAUACUUUUCCGGUUAAAAGUGGUUUGCUGAAAUUAGAUGAAGAAAAAGCGUAAUAUAUUUGAAGGAAAUAUUCCUACACAAUAUACUGUAUAAAUUAUAGAAACAAGCGAGAGUGAAACUGCAAGCGUGUUCUGGAUCACAGAGCAGAAACCCAGAACCACACAGGCCAAAUAUUAGCGAGCGUUUGAAUGAAUAUAUGAAGAAAAUAUGUAAUUCUGUGAGCGAAAUCAUCAGCAGUGCUGCAGCAACAGAAAAGAGACGGCAGAUCACAUACAAUACGUAGAUGGUAUCGGUUUUUGCUCUUUCUGUUUUAUUCUAGCAGAUUAGUUGACUUCUAGUUUAAAUUUCCUUUUUUUCCAGUCAUAGGUUUAUAAAGUCUUAAUUUGAAAUAAAAGAAAAUGACUUUUACAUUGA
Molecule: messenger RNA, 6860 nt
Organism: Aedes aegypti (yellow fever mosquito)
Lineage: Eukaryota; Metazoa; Arthropoda; Insecta; Diptera; Culicidae
Gene: Mef2
Product: myocyte-specific enhancer factor 2
Exons: 11
Coding region: 2112-3698 (528 amino acids)
Biological process (GO): cell differentiation; positive regulation of transcription by RNA polymerase II
Molecular function (GO): histone deacetylase binding; DNA-binding transcription factor activity, RNA polymerase II-specific; protein dimerization activity
Source: RefSeq, a predicted model, not a curated record